AUUGAUGAUAAUUCAUAUCAUCCAAUACAAUAUUUUUAUGAUGAAGAUGAUGAUGAUGAUAAUCAAUUAACAGAUAAUAAUAAUUUAAUACAAUUAGAUUCAACAAUAUCAAUAUAUCAAAAUGAUGAACAUCAAACAGAUAUAUUAACAGAUGCACGUACAUAUGGUUUACAAACAUUUUUACCACAACAACAACAACAAAUUCAACAACAUAUAUUAACAAAUGGAUCAAUUUAUGGUAAUCCAUUGGUUUAUAGUUUACAUACUAUUUAUGAAGAAUCAGAAAAUGAAUCUUCAUUACAAACAUUAUCAUCAAUAACAUCAACAUCGAUGACAAUUAAAACUGAUAGUAUUCAACAACAACAACAACAUUCAUUAGAUAAUUCAUCAAAUAAUCAAGAAUUAUUACCAUUUGAUAAUGAUGAAUCAAAACAAAGAAAUUUAUUGGAAAGACAACAAUUUUCGAUUGUCAUUACCAAUAACAAUGAUAAUAAUGAUAGUAAUGAUUUAAAAUCUGAAUUAAAAAAUUCAUCAACAAAUACAAAUCAUAAUUUGAUUAAUGGAAAAAAAUAUUCUGAAUGGAAUAAUUUAGAUAUUGAUGAUGAUGAUGAUUAUGUUGAAGAUGAAAUGGAAGAAGAAUUAGAUUAUCUAGUCGAUAAUUUAUCCACAUUUGAUAAUGAUUCAAUUACAUUAUCAUCAAAAUUAGAAAGAUAUUUUACAAGUGGAUUAUUGGAAACAUCUAAUAUUAAUGGUUUAUCAACAACAACAACAAUGAAUAUGAAAAAAAUUGAGGAUCAUCAUCAAGUGAAAUCGUUGAUGAAUAAUGAUGAAGUUGGUGAUCAAAAUCAUCAUCAACAACAACAACAUCCAAGGAAAAAAUUCAAUAGAAUCGAAUGUUUAUGUAAUUUUCUUAACGAAAUGAUCUCAUCAAUAAAAAUUUCUAAAAAAAUAAUAAUGACAACAACAACAAUUAACGAUGAUAAUGAAGAUGAUAAUUUAUAUUUAACGAUAAUUUCCAAACAUAUUGAUCGUUUAAGCUAUUUAUUUUGUUUAGAUUUAAAAAGAUUCAUCAUUAAAAUGAUUUUGAUGCUAAAAUUAUCAAAUAAUAAAGACUAUUGUUAUUUUAACAAUAGAAACGGUAGAAAUAGUUUGAAAGCCAUUUAUAGUAACAGUAUUAAUAAUAAUGAUAAUGUUAAUAAUAAUAAUGAUGAUGAUGAUCGAUUGUCAAUUGACCGAAUAAUUUAUCGAUUAUCACGACAACAAAAUAUCAAUAAUAAUGAUGAUUAUGAUGAGAAUUAUAAAACAAAUUAUUGUACAAAUUUAAAGCUUGAAUCAUUUCUAAUAACAUUUAUGAUUGAAAAAAUUUAUCGCUACACACAGAUCAAUCAUCUAUUAUUUGAUUAUUAUUUUUGGUCACAGGAAUUUGUACCACGACGAACAUGGUCAAUUCCUUCGUCAUCAAUAUUAAAAAAUCGAUCAUCAUCAUCGUCAUUGGGUAAAACUAUUAUCAAAGUUACUGUCAAUGGAAGAUUAGUUCCUACUGUUGAAAACAGUUUUAUUGUUGAUACUUUAUCAUCACAGCAGCAGUCAAUAUUACCGAAAAUUUUACCAAUAAAAUCAAUUUCCAAUCAACCGAAACGAUUUUCAACAAAUAAUAAUAAUAAUAAUUCAUCAAUACGCGUAUUACAAACUAAUGACAAAGCAAACGAUUUGUUUCGUCAAUCAUCAAAGAAUCCUGAAUAUCGUACAAUAUUACAUAUAAACAAUCAACAAUCAGGACUAUCACCAUCCGGACGUGUAAAAGGAAAUUGUCAACGAUUACAACGAUCAUUAUCUGGAUCACAAAUCACAUCAACAAAUUUUCAACGACCAAAAUCAUCAUGUAUUAUAUGUGAAAAUGUAACAACAACUAUGAAUAGAACAAAUACUUUAGGUAAUAAGGAAAUUGUAGCUAGCUAUAAUUUGUCAACGAAUUUACCAUCAUCAACAUCAUCAUCUACUUCCAAUAUAACAACGAUACCAACAACAGUCAUACAUUCAUCAUCUAGUCAAACAACACAAUUAACAUCAUCAUCAUCGUCAACAUCAUUACACAACAUUCAUAUUAUCGAAUGA
Molecule: messenger RNA, 2115 nt
Organism: Dermatophagoides pteronyssinus (European house dust mite)
Lineage: Eukaryota; Metazoa; Arthropoda; Arachnida; Sarcoptiformes; Pyroglyphidae
Biological process (GO): exocytosis
Cellular component (GO): plasma membrane; exocytic vesicle
Molecular function (GO): neurexin family protein binding
Source: RefSeq, a predicted model, not a curated record